Messenger RNA from Thecamonas trahens ATCC 50062, 3003 nucleotides. RefSeq lists its product as uncharacterized. The transcript has 2 exons. Lineage: Eukaryota; Apusomonadida; Apusomonadidae. Bases 1 to 3003 code for a protein of 1000 amino acids. The record is from RefSeq and is a predicted model, not a curated record.
AUGCCACCCAUACUCGUACUCGUGCUUGCUACUCUCGCUAUCUUCUGCGCAUUGGCCUCUCCGGCCUCACCUGCGCUCGCUCACCGCUCUGCCGCCGACCGCGCCUGCGAGUUCCGCCUCGCUCCGCAGACCGGAGGCGUCCUCGCCUCGGCCGUAGGUGCCGUUCCCGCCUCGGCAUCGGUUCCGCCGCCGCUAUCGAGCUCAGCCUCUCCGGCCGAGCCUGCCGGCAUGAUUAUCGCCCCGCCGCCAUGUGCUGCAUCGUCGUCGUGUCCUGGCGCACCGUUCCUCGCAGACGAUGCCGUCUCGGCCGGCGCCCUCUUUGCUCCGGCCUCGGGCUGGUCCGUUGAACUGUGGCUCCGCCCAGCUUCCACCGACGGCUCCACCGACGCGGUCUUUGUCGACGCAUGCGCGCCAAUCCCCGAUGGUGCCGUCGACAACUCGUGCGCCGUCCGAUCCCAAGCCCAUCGCGCCCUCGAGCUCCGCCAGAUCGGCUCGGCCGUCUCGUUCUCGGUCGUUGACCGCGCCUCGACUCUCAACUCGCAGACCUGCAUCACAUGCACCUCGCCGCCUGGUGCUCUCGUCGCUGGUUCUCUCACUCACGUACUCGCCUCGGUCCCGCACCCGGCCUCGGCUCUAGGUGCUGCCCUCGAGCUUUACAUCAACGGGUCGGCCGUCGACUGUUCGGCAGCUACCCUCGUCGGCGGCAACUACGACAUCGCCUGGGCUACCUACCGUGACAACCGUGCCUUUGCUCUCGGCGCCCGUCGCGACGGCCUCUACUUUUGGUCGGGUACCCUCUACCUGCUCGCCAUCUACACCCGGCCGCUCACAGCGAGUCAGCGCGCCGCGAACAUCGCCGCCGGCCCAUACAACGUCCUGCCCGUCCCACUCGACGUUUCAGUCUCGGUUGUGGAAGAGUCGGCCAUCGCCAUUGAGCUCGCCGUGUGGGACAUGUACGAGCCGAGCGCAGGUGCCCACACCGGACGUGUUCUCUCACUCCCUGCCUACGGCACGCUGUACAACACCAGCGACCCAAGUGCGGCGAGCUUGGCCCUCGCCACCGCCCUCACGCCCAGCAUGCUGCCUGUGCGCCUUUCCGCCCUCACCGUCGUCUACCUCCCGUACGUCGAUGUCGGCGGCGAACUCGACAGCUUUACUUUUGCCGUCGCCGACGCUGAUGCGCUCUCGCCGGGCUUUGCCACUGCCCAUAUAGUUGUUGUCAACGUCAACGACCCGCCUGCUGGACGGUUCAACGCCUCACUCGCGCCUGCCGCUACCCGCACCGUCGCUAUCGGCUCUACGCUGCCGCUCGGCGCCGACGGCAUUUCCGACGUUGACGCGCCCACUCUCCGCGCUGAGCUCUGGUCAUCGUCGGGCCUACUUACGCUCUCACCCGCAAGCCGAUCUUUGCCGUUGACCUUUGUGGCCGGCGAUGGUGUCGCUGACUCGGCCAUGGUCAUCGAAGCUGCCCCCGCGCUCAUUGCCGACGCCCUCGCCUCGUUUGACUACUCGCCGUACCUCUCGCCAGCAUCCGGCGACACCGUCGACGUUCUCCACCUCGCGCUGGAUGAUGCUGCCGGUGGCCGCACCACCGACAGCCUCAGCAUCAUCCUGCGCGCGCCGGCGUACCGCGCCGCAGUGCUGCAGGCGUCAGCGCCCGACACGCUCACCCGCGGCGCCGACUCGGGCCCACUCACACUCGCCCUCGAGCGCACGCUCAUUUGCGGUGAGACGCUCACACUCACGCCGCAUGUGGUCUCGGGAGCCGCGCUGGUCUUUCAUGGCGCGCCGUACGUGCUAUCGGCAAGCACGCCGCUCGCCUCUCAGCUAUUCUUUAGCGUCUCGGCGCCGGCUGAUGCGGCGCUCGGCCAGGUCACCAUCGCCUUUACCGCUUCGGGGGCCAGUGCAUCGCUCUACGACAUCACGCCCUCUGCCCCGCGCACCUUUCUCACCACCAUCGUCGAUUCCAAGUCAGUAACUGGGCUCGUCGGCGCCGCUCUUCCGGCCUUUGUCCAGACCGGCACGGUCCUCCCAAUCGCUCUCGCUCUUUCCGCGCUACCAUCGCCCGGCGCCACGCUUCAGCUCCAGCUCGCGAUGCACCCGACCUCGGCCGGAAGCUUUGACUUUGCUCCGGCGCUGCUCGAGUUUAACUCGUCGUCACCGACGACAUCGUCCGUUUUUGUCGCGACAGCAUCUGCACUCGGCCCUGUCGUGCUUCAGGUCACGCUCGCCGGCUCGGCCCGCCUCGAGUACAUUGAUGCCGUCUCGGGCCUUGCUAUCACUCUACCCACCGUUGUGGCAGCCUGCCCGUCGCCAAGUGACGUGCUCGAUUGCGAAGGGCGGUGCGACGCGAGCGGCCGCGGGUGUGUGGCCUCGCCGCCACCAUCGCCGCCGCCGCCGAGCACCGCCAAUCCGCCGCCGCCGCCGCCAGAGCCGGCCGCGCUGGCGGCUGCCUCGUCGUCGUCAGGCGAUGCCCUCUCGCUCGACUCGCUGGGAGGCAUUCUUCUUCUCUCACUGCUCGGCCUCUGCGCACUCCUUCUCUGCCUUCUCGUCGUCUUGCUCGUCUGGUUUAUCCGCCGCGAGCGCGGCAAAGCUGGCGGCGGGGCGACGAGCGCAGCACCGGGUCGGCCACUGGCCAGUGAGCGGGUAGUGACCACUACUACCCACGAGGUUGUCGAGAUGAUCGGCUCGUCGUCGUCAGCGUCAGCGACAACCGCCACCGCCGACUCGACCGCCACCGCCGACACAGCCGCGUCGACGUCAGCGCUCGCGUCGAGCGACGCCACCUCACGCCUCGACUCGGACUCUCACUCCAGCACCGACUCGGGGACGCUGUUGGUCCUUGGUGGCGACAAACGGUGGACUCGCCAGUUUGAGCGAAAGUGGCGCCACACGGUCGAGGCGCCGCGGGCCGACACCCCAGCGCGCGAGCAUGCCGAGCUCGACGACGUCGGGCUCGAUGUGGGGCGCUCUCCGGCCUCCCACUCCCGUCGGCCGACAUGA